AUGGACUCGAUCUUUGGUAUUGUCGGGAAAGAUUUUGUGCUAUUAGCAGCCGACUGUAAAGUAGCACGCAGUAUCUUGGUCUACAAGGAUGAUGAAGAUAAGUCAAUUCACUUGGAUAAUUCCAAAGUCAUGGUCACAUCUGGACCACAAAGUGAUCGAUUGGCAUUUAGUGAAUAUAUUCAAAAGAAUAUGAAACUCUAUGAAUUACGCAAUGGUGUUCAACUAAAUGGUGCAGCUACAGCUCAUUACGUACGUAAUGAACUCGCACGUUUUCUCCGUCGUGCUCCAUAUCAAGUGAAUUUGUUAAUUGGUGCAUUGGAUACUUCUCGUCAAGAGCCAAACAACAACAACCACAAGAUGGAACCAAGUUUAUACUGGAUUGAUUAUCUUGGAGCUAUGACAAAAGUAAACUAUGGUGCACAUGGUUAUGGUGCACACUUUUGUCUCUCGAUCUUUGAUCGUGAAUUUAAACAAGACAUGACACUGGAUGAAGCGAAAGAUGUACUGAAAAAGUGCCGUGCAGAACUUGAGAUGCGCUUUCUUGUGCGUAAUGGACAAUGGGCGUAUUCGUUGAUUGAUGCGAGUGGGAUUUCUCAGGUGAAAAUUGACUAG
This is a messenger RNA of Peronospora belbahrii, 612 nucleotides long. Lineage: Eukaryota; Oomycota; Peronosporomycetes; Peronosporales; Peronosporaceae. The record is from the annotation of a GenBank genome assembly.